AUAGUCUCCCCCUUUAACGUACCCUGCUGUUCUUUUUGCCGGCUUUACCUUCUGCUUUCUCUAUUAUCUUCUCCUUGUAUCUCCUCACCUCUGAACGAUUCGUACCAUAAUGUCUGGAUAUGACCGUGCUCUUUCAGUAUUUAGUCCCGAUGGACACGUCUUCCAGGUCGAAUAUGCCAUGGAAGCCGUUAAGCGGGGAACCUGCGCUGUCGGCGUAAAGGGCAAAGAUGUCGUCGUUCUAGGCUGUGAGAAGCGAUCUGCUCUUAAGCUCCAAGAUACCCGAAUUACGCCUUCGAAGAUUGCCAAGCUGGACGACCACGUUUGUCUCGCUUUUGCCGGGUUGAAUGCCGAUUCGCGCAUCCUCAUCGACAAGGCUAGGUUGGAGGCCCAAUCGCACCGGUUGACUGUUGAGGAUCCCGUCUCUAUCGAGUACAUUACCAAGUACAUUGCUACGGUACAGCAGCGGUAUACGCAAAGUGGCGGGGUGAGGCCGUUUGGAAUUAGUACCUUGGUCGUUGGUUUCGAUAAGGGAGAUACCGUGCCGCGGUUGUAUUUGACGGAGCCUUCUGGGAUUUACUCUGCUUGGUACAUUUUUAUAUUAUUUAGACCCUCUUUCCCGGAACUGGCUUUCUGACUUGCAUCAUAGGAAGGCAAAUUCGAUCGGUCGG
This is a messenger RNA of Monascus purpureus, 668 nucleotides long. The record is from the annotation of a GenBank genome assembly. Lineage: Eukaryota; Fungi; Ascomycota; Eurotiomycetes; Eurotiales; Aspergillaceae.